AAGAGUGUUUAAAAUGUCCAAAUCUUGACUUUUUCUCUAGGAAUUGAUUCUUUUGUGUUGCUCAAACAGGAUCAUUCAACUAAAUUCAGAUUUUUUUAACAACAAAAGAAGAACGAUUUUAUUUCAAACUCCUGUUUUUGUGAACAGGCCUUUUCCACACACAGAUGACAGAUAAUAUGCUCUUGAGUUGUAUUGUAUUCAGCCACAAGUGAAAUGGAAGGAAACUGUCAAAGGAAGUGUUUUUCUGCCGUAUCACUCUGAUGUUAUCGCUCUUCUUCUAAACCUGAGCUUCACAUUGAGAAACCACGAGAGAGAAAACCACUGAGACUCCAACAGCAUGUGCUGCACUCCGACUAUGAGAAGAUGAGCGGCAGGAGAUCUGUGUGCGUCUUGAUCUGUGUCUUCUGCUUCUGCUGUGCUUUGGGAAACAUAAAGCACACUUUCAGCAUUCAAGAGCUGACGGUGACUCGGGAAGAGCUGAAGGAUUGUGGGAAGCAGAAGAAGCUGUGUGUGACGUCUAGCGCGGACUGUCUCUAUACAGCAUCAGACGGAGCUCCUCGAGUUCCCAGAACAUCUGAGAACUUCCUGAACACAUCAUGCCACUAUCUGAUCCAAGAGGAGUCGUUGACCUGCAGAUGGGCUCAGACAAACCACAUCAGAUCACAAACCAUCCGCAGCUUCAUUUUCAGCCGAGCUGAGGACUUCUAUCACUGUCCCUCUAUUUUAAAAAUAUAUUCAACUUUCAAUUUAACCAUCAAGUCAAAGAGUGUCUUCAGCCAGAAAGAGCAGUUCUCUGACGUCUAUCUGCUGGUCAUUCAGGAUAUAAUCCAGGCUCCUCGGCCGCUGAUCUCGUCUGUUAACGUCACUGAUUCGUCAAUCAACGUCACAUGGACCAGCGGGAAAAUACCAGUCACUAAAUGCAAAAUCCGUUACAAACGUCUCAACACGGAGUCAUGGGCCGAGACUGCAGAUUUGCCGUCUUCGGUCGAGUCUCAGUUCGUGAUCGAGGGUUUACAGGCCUUCAGUGAGUAUCAUCUGAGAGUCUCCUGCUCUCACGGAUUCGGCCGAUGGAGCGACUGGAGCAACGAGACUCGAGUGAAGACGUCAGAGAGCUUGCCGACUGCUGCUCUCUCUCUCAGUUAUUAUGUGGAUUCAGAUGAAAACGCCAGGGUUCGGCAGCUGGUGCUUCUCUGGAAGGCUCUGGAUGUCACAGACGCUCGAGGGCUCAUUCAAGGAUAUGAAGUGUCCUACAUGCCCAUCAAACAGCCCUCUCUGAAGAUAACCUUCCACACCGCUCAUCUCAAGGUAGUUGUUCCUGUAAGGUCAGAGGAGUACGAGCUCUCUGUUUGUGCCUUUAACAGCGUGGGAUGCUCACCGCACCGCCGGCUCACGCUCGACGCGUCUCGGACUCACGAUGUGCCGGCGCUGAAGAGUCUCUGGGUUUAUCCUGACGGGCCUUCACUGCGGAUCUGCUGGGAACACGAGUUCACCGCGGUAAACGUCAGCGAGUUCGCCAUCGAAUGGAGCGCCGCGACCGAGCGCGAGCACAGACGCUGGGAACGAGUCACCGGAUCCACCUUUACAGUCUCUCUGCCAGGCAUUGCAGCGCAGCAGAAGUACGUCAUCAGCGUGUUCCCCGUCUACGAGUCUCUCUGCGGGCCGCCGGCCUCCAUCUCUGCGGAUCUACAACACGGCGCUCUGCUGGAUCUGGUCCGGUUCCGUCUGGUGAACGUGACGAGCUCGUCUGUGGCGGUGCAGUGGAUCUGGCAGGAGGCCACGCCCAGCGUUAGCGUGCUUCGGUACCGACUCGUGUUGAACGGGCCGCUUGAGACUCGGACUCUCACAGUCUUUCCUGACAAACAGCAGCACUCGUUCCUCCGGCUCCGUCCGAACACGAGAUACUCGAUCCACAUUCACGGAGAAACCACAUCCGGGGACUUCUCGAAGGCCAGUCUGGACGUCAGCACGCUGCUUCUGGAUUAUGAUGAGAUGCUGAGGUUUGCUGUUCCAGUGCUUCUCCUGCUUCUCGUUUUGGGGAUGUUCUCUGUUUUGACGAGGACCAUGUGCAGGGAAUAUUUCUUCCCCUUCAUCGCCAAUCCGAGGUACAGUCUGAUCGGACGCUGGCUCCUCGAGCCACAUCUUCAGGGCAGCGGCUCGAUCUGCACGCUGAAGCUGGAGCGUGUGUUCCCGCCGGAGAAGAGCAUCAUACAGCUGGAGCACCGCGUGUCUUUGGUAUCCGAUCAUGAAGACGUGCUUCCACUGAAGAUCUGUGCGAGCGCUGAAGAUACGGCUCUCGCUCCCUCCAGUCUGCCGGAGUACGUAGAUUUACCCUUAAUACCCGAGAGCUCAGGCUAUGUUCAGACUGGAUGAAUUGAGCUCAUGCGAGCGUCUCAGAAUGACUCGCCUGCGGUUUCUACAUUCUUAAAAAACUUUUUUUAAAAAUGCAUGUUUUUUAGUAAAGGGAUGAGACUUUGAAAAUGCUUUAAGAGCCUCAAAAUACACUUUUUCUGAUUUGUUACAUGUUUUUUUUUAAGUGAUAUACUGUAACACGUUUUGUGUUCGGGUCGUUUUCGACUCGGGGAAAACCAUUAGGUGUCAAAAAUACUUUUUGUAAAAUUGUCUAUGAAAUUAUAUUGUCAAAACGCUUCUGUAAAAUAUAUUCUCCAGAUGUUAACUGAUGGACUGGAGUGCUGUGGAUUAUUGUGAUGU
Sinocyclocheilus grahami is the source of this 2709-nucleotide messenger RNA. Its product is annotated as interleukin-6 receptor subunit beta. The record is from RefSeq and is a predicted model, not a curated record. The transcript is spliced from 18 exons. The coding region runs from base 364 to 2370 and encodes 668 amino acids. Gene Ontology annotation, molecular function: protein binding. Lineage: Eukaryota; Metazoa; Chordata; Actinopteri; Cypriniformes; Cyprinidae.